AUGGAGGGCAAAGAAGAAGAAUCUGUUGAGGAACUCAUCAAAAAAUCCCGUUACUGUUUUGAAAAACGGAACAACCAAGAGGCAAAGGAGACUUUGGAGAGAGCGUUGGCGAUACAGAGGAAUGAGCUAGGCGAAGAUGAUCUUACUGUGGCCUGGAUACUCUAUCAGAUUGGAACGAUUCUAGCAGAGGAAGACAAUUUCGAUGAAGCUUUUGAGAAAUUCGAUAGAGCUCUCGCAAUACGUGUGGAAAAGUUGGGAACACACCUUGAAACAGCAAAUUCCUAUAUGAGCAUUGGCGUAGUUCUUGAAUCGCAAGACAACGGAGAGAAAGCAGAAGUAAUGUUCCGGGAAGCGCUUGGUAUCUACCUCGAAAUUCUGCCAAGGAAUCAUUCUGAAGUGAUGGAUGCGUACCUUCAUCUUGCGUCCUCAUUGAAAAAGCAAGGCAAGUUGUCACAAGCAACCAAAAUACAUAAACUUCGACUUGGAACACUGCUACAAAUUCAUGGGGAAGACCACCAGGGUGUUGUGCUUUCAUAUAACGGAAUUUCAGAGCUGCUGAGAAUUCAAAAUAGGUUGGACGAUGCUCUUCAGAUGAUUGAUAGGGCCGUUGAAAUUUGUAAUCGAUUAGAACGAUUGGGAGACUUCGACAUGGAUCUAUUGGGAAGAGCCCUAUACAAUAAAGCAAGCAUACUAAACGAACAGGGAAACUUCAAAGCUGCCACGGAAGUGUUCAACAAAGUACUGACGAUACAAAUCGAAGCGUUUGGUGAAAUGCACCGCGCAACAGCACUAACCUAUGAAAAUCUUGCUGCAGUGUACAUCCAACAAGGCAUGAUAGAAGGUGCCAUCAUGGCGUACACAAAUGCCAUCAACGUUCGUCGAAAGGAACUUGGCAAUGAUCAUCCUGACACAAAAGAGCUCCUGCUCACCCUUGCAUUGUUAAAGCGCGACAAAAAUAUAACAACACUAAACGACGAGGGAUUAGCAAGGAACGCGGAAGGCGAUUCGGAAAAGGCGUUGCAACUCUUCCACCAGGUGCUGGAUAUUUACGAAGAGAGCUCCAUUGCCAGUCCCAAUGUAGCAGCAGCCUAUGAGAAUAUCUCCACUAUCAAAGUUGAUCAGGGGAUGCUGGAAGAUGCCAUUGCCGCGAGUGCAGAAGCCCUCAAGAUUCGUCGAAGAACACUUGGUGACGGUCAUUGUGACACAAAACGACGCAUGGAAGCGCAUAGAUCUUUGCUGAAACGGCUUUUGGUGAGUCGGAGUUGA
This is a messenger RNA of Cylindrotheca closterium, 1266 nucleotides long. NCBI's taxonomy places the organism in Eukaryota, Bacillariophyta, Bacillariophyceae, Bacillariales, Bacillariaceae. The record is from the annotation of a GenBank genome assembly.